AACCAGCGGAUCCGAACCGCCAUUUGCCUUCCCCAGCCGCAGUAGGCAGUAGACUCCAGCCUCGGCCCGCGGCUGCAAAAAGUGCCAUUGCAGUGUAACGACGUACUGUGAUAUUAUUUAUAGUGAUCGAGAUGAAACCGCUUUUAUCGCUCUUUCUUGUGGCGAUAGGAUGUUUCUACACAGGCGAAGCUCAAUCACUGUCGUGUCCGAAGGUACGCACGACCAGCGGUUGGUUGGACCUGUUCCCCAUACCUUGUCGGAAAAGCACCGACUGCUCGAUCAUGGGAACGCAACACCUGUGCUGUAAGGGAUUCUGCACCAAGGGAGUUGUAGCACAAGCGAUACGAGCCACAGAGGAGAGUAGUAUAGUCGAGCUUAGUACGACCACGAGCACUAGCACUAGCACCAGCACUACAACUACUACAACUACAACAACCCCAAGUACCACCACCAGCACGACGACAACCACGACGACGACGACGACGACGCCGAAGCCGACGACAACUACAACAACGGAGCCGCCGCGACCUUUCCUGCAACUGCUGCCCAUACAACUUACACCAACGUCAGCUCCAGUUAAAAUAGGUAAAACACAAAAACUCGCAUGCCCAAAGAAUGUUGCCAUUGGACUGUUCCCAAUCCCUUGUGAGUCGAAUGCACAGUGCCGCGCCAGCAGCGGGCCCGGCCAGGUCUGCUGUGCGGGCCAGUGCGUGAAGGGAGUGCCGGCCCAGCGGCCCGUGUCUGAACAAUCACACCAACCAAUUCUUGGUGUAAUUCCCCGCGAGUGUCCGGCGACGCCGCUCGGCGAGCUGUUAUUCGAAGUGCAGACGUGCAAGACGGACGCGGACUGCUGGCCGCGCGUGUGCUGUCCGGACGGUACCCGCUCCUACUGCCGCACGGCGCGCGCCCGGCUCGACCUCGUGCCGGUCGCCAACCGGAUAGACACGCCUGUCCGCAUGCUGGAGUCCUAUCUACAGUGCACGGCGCCACCGCAAAACGACGCGUUCCCGCAGCGCUGUAGCUCCAGUAUCGACUGCUUCCCGAACCUGUGCUGUGCGGAGGGAGGCAAGAAGCACUGCCGGCCUCCGCAGCGCAGUCUCUUCGCCUUGCUGGCUGGUGCUGCUGCGAGAUUGGGUUGAUCACCAAGUUGAAGAAGAAAAUAGUUUUAUAAGUAUAAUGUAAAUAAUUAGGUAAAAAAAUUGUAUAAACAUAGCAGUAUUUUUGUACUUUUUAAAAUUUUAUAUUAAAUGGAUCUAUUUAUAUUAAA
This is a messenger RNA of Bicyclus anynana (squinting bush brown), 1267 nucleotides long. Its product is annotated as mucin-5AC. NCBI's taxonomy places the organism in Eukaryota, Metazoa, Arthropoda, Insecta, Lepidoptera, Nymphalidae. The transcript is spliced from 7 exons. The record is from RefSeq and is a predicted model, not a curated record. The coding region runs from base 132 to 1139 and encodes 335 amino acids.